Molecule: messenger RNA, 216 nt
Organism: Colletotrichum siamense
Lineage: Eukaryota; Fungi; Ascomycota; Sordariomycetes; Glomerellales; Glomerellaceae
Exons: 1
Coding region: 1-216 (71 amino acids)
Source: RefSeq, a predicted model, not a curated record
AUGUCACGAUCCACUUCCGCCCCGGAUACCCCGAAGUCCCCCGCACCAACCCGUUCUGGGCCCGGAUCUCCUCCACCGACGACUUCGUGCACGUCGAGGGCCAGAAGAAGGAAGGGCAGGAUUUUGUUGCGGAGGCCGCGCCGAGGGAGGGCGAGAUCAUCAUCAACCGACCGCGUAUUUCGGCGUUUUACAACAGCGAUUUGGAGGUUGUGCUGA